Molecule: messenger RNA, 1670 nt
Organism: Sphaerulina musiva SO2202
Lineage: Eukaryota; Fungi; Ascomycota; Dothideomycetes; Mycosphaerellales; Mycosphaerellaceae
Product: WD40 repeat-like protein
Exons: 1
Coding region: 59-1585 (508 amino acids)
Molecular function (GO): protein binding
Source: RefSeq, a predicted model, not a curated record
GGUAAUACCUCUUCUGCCAUCACCCUCCCGCCGACUGGACGUGCUCCCGUCGUUCAUCAUGGCUGCUGUCAGCGGAAAGCGCAAACGUGUCGAGGUGGUCAGCCAGCAGAAACCCGUCAAAAAGGCUGCGCUGUCACAGCCGAAAAAUAGUUCGGCUACCACCAAAUUUGACCCUCAAAAGAGCAGCAGCAGCAAAAAAGCCUCUUCCGCCGCGACGAAUACUACCACCAGCGACGGAGCAGCGACCUCGCAACACCCCGUCUAUAUACAGAUCGUGACGGGAUCCUACGAGCGUGUAUUACACGGCUUCCAGGCAAGAAUACCGCAAUCAGCUCUGAAGUCCGCAUCCCAAGACGAAAAAGUCUCCAUUUCAGACACCUUCCUCUUUGCUGCCCAUGCCUCAGCUAUUCGAUGUCUGGCCAUCUCUCCCUCGGAAGAUGCCGACAAGCGCCUCCUGGCCACCGGUUCCUCAGAUGAACGCAUCAAUGUCUACACCUUAUCCACUGCACCACCGCCUCCAGGUGCAAGACCCAACCUACCCUCCCUCUCCGGAGUCGCUGCAGCGGAAAACCCCAGGAAUAAGUCAUUGGGCAGUCUGGUGCACCAUGAUCGCGCCAUCACCAAACUUCAAUUCCCCAUCAAGUCGAAACUCUUCAGCUCCGCAGAAGAUUCCACCAUAGCAAUCUCCCGAACUCGAGACUGGACCAUGUUGGGUUCCAUGAAAGCUCCUGUACCGAAACCGCAAGGCCGACCUUCGGGAGAUACAGCCGCGCCAGGAGAGAUUCCUGCUGGAGUCAACGACUUUGCCAUCCAUCCGAGCCAGAAGCUUAUGUUGAGUGUGGGCCGAGGCGAAAAGUCCUUGAGGCUCUGGAACUUGACGACAGGGAAGAAGGCUGGCGUGCUGAAUUUUGAAGUCGACCUGCUGAAGCAAGUGGGUGAAAGCAAAUUCUCCAGCGGUGAGGGCAGGAGAGUCAUCUGGGAUGCUGCUGGCGAGAAUUAUGUCGUGGGAUUUGAACGUGGUGCAGCACUCUUCGGCAUCAACUCGAAGCCGAAGGCGGUGAUUAAGCCGGAUCGUCCGACAAAGAUUCAUCAGAUGCGCUUCAUGUCUCUAUCAGAGAAGACGAGUCUGCUGGCGUUAUCUACCGAAGAUGGCAGGAUACUCUUUUACGAUAUCCAAUCUGGUGGCGAGAUAUCGGAAGGCACCAAACAGCUUCCCCAACUGGUCUGUGUUGCGCAACUAGGCGGCGAAGCAGCUGGAGUCUCGGGACGUAUCAAGGACUUUGAGAUACUGGACUUACCAGGAUCCUCCCUCUUCGUCACAGCUGGCAGCGAUGGAGCAAUUCGUCUAUGGUCAGUGCAGUCCUCCGACUUGGGAAACGGCGCGGAAUCGGAAAGUACGACAAGACAAGUCGGAGCCCUGAUUGCCAGCCACGAGACUGGUGACCGAGUGACCUGUCUGGGGGCCUUCUUACUCGACGGGAAAGCCCAAGAUGGCAUGGAAGAUGCGGCUGAAGACGUGGCGGAGGCUGAAUCGAAUGGCGGGGCGGAAAGAGGUUCGGAAGAUGGUGAUAGCGAUAGUGACUGAGGCCACCACCACCACCACAAGUCACGCGAACCUAUGGGGAAGCAGUGUAAGACUAGAACGUGCAUUUAAAAUGAUUUGGAGAGAG